Messenger RNA from Aspergillus alliaceus, 420 nucleotides. Its product is annotated as Alpha/Beta hydrolase protein. The transcript is spliced from 2 exons. Lineage: Eukaryota; Fungi; Ascomycota; Eurotiomycetes; Eurotiales; Aspergillaceae. The record is from RefSeq and is a predicted model, not a curated record. The coding region runs from base 1 to 420 and encodes 139 amino acids.
AUGAGCAAGUAUCCGAUUCCUAAUGACACGUCUGAAGAUUGCCUCUUCUUAGAUGUGUAUACUCCUCCCCAGGCAAGUAACUCUUCGAGAUUACUACCGGUGUUUAUCUGGAUCCAGGGUGGGGGCUUCAAUGAGAAUUCUAACUCCAAUUAUAACGGCACUGGCUUGAUUCAAGCGUCCGAAAUGGGAAUCGUCGUGGUCACCUUCAAUUAUCGUGUUGUUCCGUACAGAUUCCUAUCUGGGGGAGAGAGCCUACAAGAUGGAAGUGUGAACAAUGGCCUAAAGGAUCAGAUUAAAGUGUUGAGGUGGGUUCAGAAACACAUCAACAAGUUUAGUGGUAACCCUAAACUUGUGGUCGUAGGUGGUGGUGCCAGCGCAGGAGCCGCUUCCAUUACCCUUCUUCUCUCAGCAUAUGGCUGA